This is a messenger RNA of Peromyscus eremicus (cactus mouse), 883 nucleotides long. RefSeq names its product fetal and adult testis expressed 1 (gene Fate1). Gene Ontology annotation, biological process: negative regulation of apoptotic process; negative regulation of mitochondrial calcium ion concentration. Gene Ontology annotation, cellular component: mitochondria-associated endoplasmic reticulum membrane contact site; endoplasmic reticulum; mitochondrial outer membrane. Gene Ontology annotation, molecular function: ubiquitin protein ligase binding. NCBI's taxonomy places the organism in Eukaryota, Metazoa, Chordata, Mammalia, Rodentia, Cricetidae. The record is from RefSeq and is a predicted model, not a curated record.
AUGGCCAUCCUUCCAGACCUGGAAAUGACAGAACGUGCGUCCUGGUCACUGGAGGGAUUCCAUAGACAUCCAAGGGCAGAGAAAAAAACCGCUGGAUCUGGUUCAAGCCAGUCAUUUUGGAAUGUGACUGGAUCUCGUCUCAAGAAAGGGGGACAUCAGGUGCAGGUGCCCCGGAUGCCAAGAGAUCAGAGUCAGGGGGAUGCCCAUCUUCAGGAGUUUCCUGGCAACUUCCAAGGGUGGAGAUUCCCUUAUAAGUGUCUGGAGGCAGAUAUAGUGGCAGAGAUUGGCCUGGAACAGCUCAAUGGGCUGGAAAUGGAAGUCAUGAGAAGGCAGAUACAAGUGAUUUCUGGGAGGCUGCGUGCCCUUGAGGAUCAGGAUGCCACCUGGCACCAUGAAGAGACUGUGCUCUUUAGUCUGCUGAUGUCAGUGUGCAUAGCCAACCUGUGGCUUUGGAUGCUCCAGUGAAGUUUCACAGACAUCACAGCCCUGCUACAUCCAUCCCUUCCUCUCAUCUUCCCUUUGCUUUCAGGGAUGCCCUUGCCCACCCCAUUCUAUCACGCAGCAGCCAACAGGUAGCAUUUGGGUCAUUUUACCCUUCUGCUCAAGCCUCCUGCCUGGAGAUGAACUCACUCAAUUUUGAGAUUCUAGUUGCUGCGAGGCUAGGAAACCACUGAGUAGCAUCACAGAUGUGCCUGUGUAGAGAUAUCACUCCUCUGGAGGGAUUAGAGGAUGUCACCAGCCCUGACAGAAACACCAGCAUAAGCACUACCUAACUUGCCUGCCCAUAGAACCAAGCUCUGUGGGCCUGGCCUCUGUAACCCAGCAUUUCUUCGCUUCCAUCCUCUGUGGGCUGGGUUUGGCUUUGUAUUCCUCCCUUGCUUCC